Molecule: messenger RNA, 1637 nt
Organism: Mercurialis annua (annual mercury)
Lineage: Eukaryota; Viridiplantae; Streptophyta; Magnoliopsida; Malpighiales; Euphorbiaceae
Exons: 3
Coding region: 540-1367 (275 amino acids)
Source: RefSeq, a predicted model, not a curated record
AGGAAGAAUGAAUGAAUGAAUGUGAAGAUAGACAUAAGAUAACAGAAUACGUAUAGCUAGAUGUUUGUCUCUGCUGUUGUGACUUUCCAAAUCCCUAAUCUUCAUUCUAUUACUAUUAAUUAAAUCUGCUAAUCUUCAUUAAGGAGGAAUUGCCUAGGAGGGAGGAGACGCCCAUCUCCUCCUCAGCUAGCUAAUUUCUCCUCAAUUCUCCAUUUACUUCUCUGGAUGUUACUGUUGCAAUCUCGACCAUUACACGUAACAACGAAAAAGUUGGCCACGUAAUUUCCCGUUGAUAGCAUAAGCGGUAAGUUGAUAAUGGUAUCAGAUUUUGAAUCCACAAAUGGAACCAAAUCUUGACGUCACAGCUAUUAGCUGUCUCUGCCACUAUCUAAUUUCCCUCGAUUCUCUCUCUACAUCUCAAAAUCUGAACCUUUACUAUUUAUUCACUCAUUUCACUCUCAACAAUACACUCUUCUCUUCUCUCUUCAUGCAAUUUUGGCCAAAACUUUCUUCUUCUUCAUUUCUUGAAAUCUUUUAAAAUGCAGUCUCAAUACCCAAGAAUCACGCAAGAACAAUCUUUGACUGAUUGGAGAUCUAAUAAUGCAAGUGCAAGUUCUUCUUCUACUUUGAUUGGAGAUUACAUUGGCAUUGAGAGCUGUCUUGAUCUUAAAGAUAAUCACGAUGAUACGUUUUUUAAGGACACUGAUCAUCAGCAAAGAUUGAAUCUACUCCGUCGCAAGAGAGAUCAACGGUGUUCGCCCAAGGUUAAAAAGGAGUUUCCGCCGCCAAUACCGUUGCUGGCCAGAACUGGGAAUUUGCCCGGCCAUAUGCCUUGGGUUUUGAAGAGAUAUUAUACGAGUGACGGGAGAUUGAUUCUUAAAGAAGAGAGAGUUAAGCAUCACGAUUAUUUUCGUGCUCAUCGGAGUAAUGGCCGUCUUACUCUGCACCUUAUUUCUUUAGAUCAUCAAGUUUAUAACUCUCCUUCUGAGGUUGUAAAUGAGGUUAACUUAGAAAACGAAAAAGAAAAAGAAAAUGAGAUUGAAAAUUGUCACAGUGAAGAAGAAGAAGAAGAAGAUGAUAGGAUUGAGAAAUGUUGCAGUGAAGAAGUAAAGGAAAAAGAAAAUGAAUGUGAAGAAGAAACACAAGUGAAUGAAAAUGGAGGAGCUAAAGAAGACGAGUUUGAGAAUAUGAAGAAGAAGGAAAUUGUAUAUGAUGAAGAAGAUGAGAGAGUUGCUUCUUCUAUUGAAAAUGGCGGAAGCAUUGGUGGAACUGUGAGUGGUUUGAAGUGCUUCAAUUACAUUUUGAGACCAGGCUCCACUUGCAUUUUUGAGAUGCCAGUACCAACUCUGAGGCCAAUUCACAGUUAGAUAAAGUUAGGGUUUGUUUGGGGAAGAAGAAGAGGUUUUACUAAUUGUUUAGGAUUACUUAAGAGCUUGAUUAGGGUUUUGGUGAAUCCAUCGUCGUUUCGUAGAUUUAAAUAUUAUUCCUUUCGAGGCUUUAAUACCAAAGUUAAGAGAAGUUAGAUUCACAGAGUGGAUAGGUUAUAUAGCCCUAUUCUUUCACACCAUUUACUUGUGUAUGACAUUAGUGAAUUUUCAUUUAAAUGUCUCGAAAACAAAAUAUUCUUUUUUGUAUUA